ACGGCGUUUCAUUUGUUCACAAAUACAUUCCACUUAAAACAGCCCUGCAACCGAAAUCGCGUGUGUGGAGAAAGCGAGGUGAAGGACUAGAGAUUACAAGCAAAAGAAGUAAAGAUUUGCCUGGAGGAAGGCGAUUGCAUCUCAUGGUCGCCGUUGCGUAUGGUAAAGGCGUAAUUUUAAGAAAGACAUACGAGAAAAUGGACGAUCCUUUUUUUGCAG
This is a messenger RNA of Paramuricea clavata, 219 nucleotides long. Lineage: Eukaryota; Metazoa; Cnidaria; Anthozoa; Malacalcyonacea; Plexauridae. The record is from the annotation of a GenBank genome assembly.